CACCUACAUUGGAAGAAUAAAUCUUAAGUUAGAAAUACAAAGGAAUGGAGGAUAUUAGCAACCACUGUUUAGAAACAAUUGUUCCGAGAACAGCCAGAUCGUAAACCAUACUUUCAUUAACAUAUGAAAUCACAUCCUCACCUUCUUCCAUUCGGUCUUAUAAUACUUCACGCUAUCCAUAUCCCUUAGCCCCUUUUAUCGAGACUAUCUUCCAGCCGACAUCCAGAUGGAAACUAUCGACAAUCCAGUAGAACAGGGCAAUAUGCAACCUACGGCAGCCCGCAAUAGCGCCGAUGAUAAACUUAGGACCGAAGCUCCAGAAAUUUCUGGAUCGAGCCCCGUAGAUGAUACAGGCCGGGAUACCCAACAGGAAGAAGGCCCGGGCUCGUCGAGGACUCUUCGCGGCUUUAAGUGGUUUUUGGCAUAUUCCUCCCUUCUUUCUACCGUGCUUUUCUAUGCCCUCGAUAGCACUAUUGUUGCAGAUAUACAACCAUCUAUCAUCGACACACUUGGUGAAACUGAAAAACUGCCGUGGAUUGGAGUAGCAAUCUUUCUCGGAGCGCUAACGGUUCUACCUAUCGGUAGAGCAUACGGUAUCUUCAACGUAAAGUGGAUGUUCCUCUCGUUAGUUAUCAUGUUCGAGCUGGGCAGCGUCAUCUGCGGUGCUGCGCCUACCAUGAAUGCCUUUAUCGUCGGACGAGUUAUCCAAGGAAUCGGUGCAAGCGGAUGUUACUCAGGCGCUAUAACGUAUAUUUCCAUGACUACCACCACACUCGAGCGACCCCUUUACCUCUCCGGCAUCGUUGCUACAUGGUCCCUUGGCAGUGUUGUCGGGCCAGUGAUAGGUGGUGCAUUUGCUCAAAGCAGUGCCACAUGGCGAUGGGCGUUUUAUAUCAAUCUGUUCGUUGCGGCCGUUACUGCGCCGGGCUUGAUUUUAUGUUUGCCCAAUAUCGAUCCCGCUAAGGAUUUGACGUUUAAGGAGAAACUUCGAACGCAGGAUUGGAUAGCUAUGGUCAUAUUCCUGGCUGGCUCCGCCUGCGUCUCUAUGGGUCUUACCUUUGGAGGUACCGUAUACGCCUUUAACAGUGGUCCGGAAAUCGCUCUCUGGACUAUGUCGGGAGUGCUACUUAUCGUCUUUAUCUUAGUCACAGUUUACCAUCCUACAAUACCACUGAAAGACAGAUUGUUUCCUCUUCACUUGAUGAAGAGUAUAGAACUCAACAUUUUGCAAUACGCGCUAUUCGCGGCCGCCGGCACCAUGGUGACAACCCUUUAUUAUACCCCCUUACUAUUCCAAUUCACCAGGAAUGAUGGCGCCUUAACGGCUGGUGUACGUCUUCUCCCUUUUCUUGGCGGUAUGAUCUUCUUCUCGGUUUUGAAUGGUGCUUUGAUGCCUAGGCUUGGGUAUCAUAUGCCUUGGUAUGUUCUGGGUACCGCCCUGAUGCUGGUUGGCUCUUCACUGAUGAUUACUAUUAACGUGUCAACCUCGGAAGCUCAUAUAUACGGUUAUACUGUACUUCUUGGGGGUGGAUGUGGUGCCUAUUUCACGGCAGGGUUCUCCGUGAUCCAAUCCCUUGUCCCUGUUUCUGAACUCAGCAACGCCAUAAGUUUCAUGGCUACCGCGCAGACUUUCGGCCAAAUUAUAGUCCUUAGUUUGGCUGGGUCUGUAUUUCAAAAUGUCGCCGUGAGAUUAAUCAGGCAAACUCUCCCAGAGGUUUCGGCUCAAGACGCUAUACAGUUAACCGCGGGAACUACUAGUCCCAUGUUUGAAGCCCUUAGCCAUGACAACCAGACCCUGGUAAUAGAACAACUAACGCUCGCGAUCCGUGAUGUAUUUAUAGUGCUUGUCGGUACUUCCGGCCUCGGCUUGAUCGCGUCUAUAUUUUUGAGUCGCCGCAAGAUGUAUUAACAGUAUGACUUAAAUACACCAGGGUAGAUAGCCACGAGAUAGGACUGCAUAGACUACAUAUAAUAUAAUGUUAAAACCAUCGGCAUAUAUAUUGUGUAAUUAGUCGUAGCGAUGCAUAGGCAUGAAUAUAGAAUUAGUGGCGUGUCGUUGGUAAUAGACCUCGAAUCAAAUUUUCCGAGCAUCUACCUAAUCCAUCAGUGAACUAAUAUCAGCGUUUUAGUAUAUCAGGUGGCUAUUAUGCCUUUUUAUCUGGACCUUCGCCUUCCGA
Messenger RNA from Daldinia decipiens, 2177 nucleotides. RefSeq names its product MFS general substrate transporter. The transcript is spliced from 7 exons. Lineage: Eukaryota; Fungi; Ascomycota; Sordariomycetes; Xylariales; Hypoxylaceae. The record is from RefSeq and is a predicted model, not a curated record. Gene Ontology annotation, molecular function: transmembrane transporter activity. The coding region runs from base 227 to 1909 and encodes 560 amino acids. Gene Ontology annotation, biological process: transmembrane transport.